AUGGCGGACCCGCCGGGAGGCAAGUGCGCCGAGGCUUGGGCCUGCGCAGUGUGGCGCUAUCCGCUGCGGCCGGAGUUGCGGGGCGCGCGCUGCGGCGGUGGCGAGGCGUGGAGUGCGCUGGCGGCGACGUUGCCGGGCGUGCGCUACAUUUUUGCGUCGGGUGCUCGGCUUCGAAGGUUCGCGAGCGAGCAGAGCGCCGCCGCUGGCGCGGAGGAGUUCGAGUGGGAGCUGCGAGUGGCCGAGCUGACGGACGACUACCAGCCGCUGCAGGUGGACGUUUCCGUGGUGCACCAGGGCCUGGCCUCGGACGGUGGCGGGAUCAUGGUGCCCAUCGCGCCGAUCAACAAGGCGCGCGGGGUGCCGACGCUGGCGCUGCACCAGAUGUCUGCGUCGCUGCUGCCCUCUGGCGAUGGCCAGCUGGCCACGGUCGCCUUCGUGAGGGCCAACGCGGAGGGCGGCAGCUGGCUGGGGCCGGCCUCGGGGAGCAGCCGCUGGGCGGGGGGCGGGCGCUGGCCAGCAGCGCGAGCGCUGGUGCAGCUGGCCGCGGCCCUGCCCGCCGCGGUGCUCGAGGCCGACAUCGACCCCGAGCGGGGCUGCAGCUGCGCGCUGGCUCCCGCCGCCCACGCCCUCAGCCCCGAGGACCUCGACACGGUGCUCGGCGGCGCGUUGGGCGCGGGGCCGCGCGCGGCGCAGGUGGCGCCGCCGCGGCUGCGGCGCGCUGGGGGCCUGAGGGCACCCCCGCUGGCCACGUGGUUGGGGGUCGCCGACGCGCGGGUCGCCCGCUUGCAGGGGCCCGCUGCCGCCGCCGCCAGGGCUGCCAUGCUGGCCGCCAAGAGUGCGGCUCACGGCUCUGCGCGCCAGCGGGCGCCACGCAGCUGCAUGAGUAGCCCGGGAGAUGACGAGGAGAGCCGUGUCGAGAACAGGCGGAGCGCCCCGCGACAGAGGCAGCCCGCUGGAGCGGGCAGGGCUACGGUCGCGACGCCGGCAGCGAUGCUGGAGAGGCUCGAGAGCUCCAACCAGGACGUGCUGAGGCGCAUGGUGGCACUGGGGACCUCGGGCGCUCCUGCUCGCGCGGCUGCGCGGCCGGGCGGCGCGGGUGCGGCGCCCGCCGAGGCCGGCGCUGCCGGCUCGCUGGCGGCCGCCCCCCCUUGGCCAGGGCAGGGGCCGCGCGCCGCCGCCCCCGCCCACCCGCAGGUGCUGGGUGCGCCGCAGGCGGGCGGAGCGGAUCAGGCCGCCGUGGCUUGGGCUUUGGGCGGCGCGGGGCCGCCUCGGCUCGCGCGUUUCGGCCAGGCAGUGGGCGCAGCUGGCGCCCGCCCCGCCGCGACUGCGGCCGCCCCGCUGCGCUUUGGGCCGUCGGCAGCCGCAGCCGCUGCGCUGGGGCGCGCGGCGCCGCUCGAUGCGAUGCAGGUGGCGCAGGCUCGGGCCAACUUCGCGCGGCGCCAUGGCGUGCAGCUGGCGGACGGCGUGCGCCGGUCCCCCGAGGGCAUCGCGGCCUGCCGGCGCGACGCCUGGCAAGCUGGCCGCGCACUGCUGCGCAGGGACCUCCUGGCGAGGCCAGCCGCCUGGUCAGCUAUCAUCAGGGCCAACGCCGAGCAGGCGCUGGCGGGGGCGAACGACGACCCCGACCCGCGCGCGCGCAGCCUGGUGGAAUUCGUGGCGCGGACGGGCGCGAUCAAUCGCGGCGACAGGACGGCGGCCAACAUGGGGUUCGGGCUGGCGCGGGUGGCCGACCUGAUGGCGCGGGGCCAGCGCGAGAUGGCCGAGGCCGUGAUCCUGCUGUGGCAGCUCGCCUUGCUCCUCGCGCGCCUGCCAGAGCCCCUCUGGACGCAGAUGGCCGCGGGCGCCAGCGGGUCUGUGGGCUGCCUGCGCCCGUUCGCUCACCUUGCCGAGCCCGCGUGGACCACGGCUGCCAUGGGCUACGCGAAGGACGCCGCCUCGCUGGCCGAGAUCCGUCGGACGUUCAACGACGACCGCGGCAACGCCGCCCGCCCCAAGAAGGACGAGGAGGAGCAGCGGCCGCCCCAAAGCCCGAAGAAGGGGGCCGGCGCCGGCCACGGCAAGGAGGAGGCGGGGCAAGCGGGGGUCCCGCGGGCGCAGAUCGGCGUCGUGCGCCGCCUCCUGCAGGUGAACUUGAUGGUGGUCGCUUGCUCGUUUCUAGCGCUGGGCUCUACUCGCUGGUGUCCAGCCUCGUGCAGGACGGGGAUGGGCCUGACUGAUCUGCAGCGUGACAGGCUGCCGCAUCUACUGGCCCUGGCCAAGCAGUGGAACCGCGCGCCCUACCACGUGAGCGGCCGCGGCGAGAUGACCCGCGCGACCUUCUGCAAGCAGGAGGCGCGCUUCGUCCCGGUCUACCACCUGCCCGUUUUCGAGGCGGCGGCAUACCUGGACCCCGGCCUGAUCGAGAGGGGCCAACCGCUGGGCCAUGGCCUGAACCCCAUGUGGCAAGCGGGCAGCUCAUCCGAGAUCGUGGCUUUCGCAUCGGAUCUGGACCGCUCUCGGAAGUUAUAUCUGGCCAGCCCUGAUGAGGUGAACUUGAAGCAAGCGUGCAAAUUGAUCCCAGUGCUCCGUGAACAGCAUCGCGACCGCAUAGUCUGGGACAGGCGCACCAGGAACGCCGCGGAGCACGCCCUGCAGUCGGGCAGCCAGCGGCUGGUGCCUGGCCACGCGCUGUGCGAGUACGAGCUGCAGGACGACGCUGAGCCCGUCCUUUUCGCUGAAGACGUGUCGGACUUCUACCCGGCGUUUGACGCCCCGCCUGCGAGGGCUCGCACCGACGUGCUGGCACGUAAUGUGCAGACGCACUUGCUGCAGCACGCGCGGGCCUACGCCAACAGGCGCGCCGAGCUGGGCGAGCGCUGCGUGGUCUGCGUGGCGAGCUUGCGGAUGGGCGACUUGAGCGCGAUCGACUUCGCGCUGGGCGCGCGAGAGGCGGUGCUGCAGGCGGGUGGCUCGCUGGCGGACGUGGUCCGAGUGCAGCAUCAUCGCCAUUUCCCUCGCGGUCCCCUUGCUGAGCUGCUGCAGAUCGACGACCGCGUCGGCUUGGGGCAGCGGGCGCGAGGCUCGCGUCGACUGCCGCUGUCGCUGGUGCACUCCUUCGCGGGCGCGAGGGAGCAGUGCGACAAGGUGGGCCUGCGGGUGGCGGGCGACAAGUCCGUGGCGGGCGCCUCGGCAGGUUUCGCGCUGGGCGCCGAGCUGGUGCCCUCGGGCCAUAUCGGGGCUGAAGGGCUACGGCGCGCUGGUCUGAUUCUGCUGUCCUGUGGCAUCGCGGCGCACGGCAUCGCGACUUGGAACCCUGCUCAGAAGGACGGUGGCUAG
Messenger RNA from Prorocentrum cordatum, 3315 nucleotides. The record is from the annotation of a GenBank genome assembly. Lineage: Eukaryota; Dinophyceae; Prorocentrales; Prorocentraceae.